CUUGAGGUUUCGAGCAGUGUCUAUCCUCUAGCUUAAGACCAAUCAGACUUGAUCUACAUACCAAUCAGAUCAUACGCAUCUGGAGCUAGACUCGGUCUUCACUGCUGAGAUUGACACCACUGCGCAGUAUUUUGCCAGCGGCUUCGACGACAUCAUCAUCAUCAUCAUCAUCAUCAUCAUCAUCAUCAUCAUUGCGACGCGAUCCGUGGUUUAAACAAAAACCAAUCUCGACCUUGUACAUACAAUCCUAUCUUCUGUUGCCAUCAUCAUGUCGCACACACCUACGGAUAAGGAAGAGGGCGCCGAUGUUCCUCAGGAACAGAAAGCCGGAUGGACAAGUUUCAUCAAAAGUCUCGCCCACAUGACGGGCGAUUUGUCCAGUAUGACAGCUCCUCCAUUCAUUCUGUCGCCUGUCUCGUUGACUGAAUUCCCCGCGUAUUGGUGUGAACACCCUGAAUUGUUUGCACGGAUCUCUGAGGGAUCGUCCCCUCAAGAUAGGAUGGAGAGGGUUCUAAGAUGGUUUAUCGCUACUCUCAAGGGACAAUACACUACUCGAAAUGAAAAGAUGGGAUCGGAGAAGAAGCCUUUGAAUCCUGUCCUCGGAGAGCUCUUCUUCGGCGUUUGGCCAGAUAAGAAUGGACGCGGAGAGACCCGGCUCAUGGUCGAGCAAGUCUCUCACCAUCCCCCAAUCACCGCCUACCAUAUCGAGAACCAGAAGGCUGGUGUUUCCCUUCAGGGACAUUCGGGUCAGAAAACCUCGUUCUCUGGAACCGCGAUCCAUGUCAAGCAGUCCGGACACGCAAUCCUCACGGUCAAGCCCAAGAACGGAGAUCGAGAGGAGAAGUACCUCAUCACGCUUCCCAAACUCCGAAUCGAAGGCGUCAUUUGGGGAUCCCCUUACGUCGAGCUCGCGGAUUCUAGCGCUAUCCAGAGCAGCACGGGAUUUACUGCUGCUAUCGACUACAAGGGCAAAGGCUACUUCUCCGGCAAAUCCCACACGUUCAAAGCCACUCUCACUCAAGAUGGUCACAAGAACCUCCAGACGUACGAGGGACAAUGGACUGGCGUGUCUCACGCAGGCAAGCAAGUCUUCUUGGAUACCUCCGCUCCUAAGGAAGAGGUGGUCGUCAAGCCCAUCUCUGAGCAGGGCGAAUGGGAAAGCAGACGAUUGUGGGAAAAGGUCGCAAGGGGAAUCAGAUCCGGCAACUAUGAUGAAGCCGCCAAGGAGAAGACUCGAAUUGAGAAUGAACAACGACAAAGGCGCAAGGAUGAGGCUGCUGGUGGAACCUCAUGGGAUCUGAAGUUGUUCGAACAUGUUGAUUCCGACGAAGAAUAUCGCAAAUUGGCAGACAUGCUACACGACAAGCUUACUCCUCCUCACGAGGAUGGAUUCGUGUUCAAGGGCUGAAAGUUAUGCGUAGAGUCAUGCUGUCCGUAUACCUUGUACAUCGCGCGAUAUGCAAUAGGGACUAAUAGCG
Kockovaella imperatae is the source of this 1478-nucleotide messenger RNA. RefSeq lists its product as hypothetical. Gene Ontology annotation, biological process: exocytosis; piecemeal microautophagy of the nucleus; endocytosis. NCBI's taxonomy places the organism in Eukaryota, Fungi, Basidiomycota, Tremellomycetes, Tremellales, Cuniculitremaceae. The record is from RefSeq and is a predicted model, not a curated record. Gene Ontology annotation, cellular component: intracellular membrane-bounded organelle; cytosol; membrane. Gene Ontology annotation, molecular function: oxysterol binding. Bases 269 to 1408 code for a protein of 379 amino acids. The transcript is spliced from 11 exons.